Messenger RNA from Serendipita indica DSM 11827, 2208 nucleotides. NCBI's taxonomy places the organism in Eukaryota, Fungi, Basidiomycota, Agaricomycetes, Sebacinales, Serendipitaceae. The record is from the annotation of a GenBank genome assembly.
AUGGAAAAUAACAAUCAAAUAUCAGAGGGGAACCCUAUAGAGGCGACAUCGACACCCACGUCGGAAUCUCCGUUCUAUACUGCCGACUUGUUGUCGAAAGAGGCAUGGCGAGCCGCCCUCAAGACGGGUGACUCUACUUCUUUCGAAUGCACGUCGUUUGUCACCUACGAGUCGGCCUCGACGCAGCCUCCGGGCGUGUUUGCCGGCACAUCGCAGCCCAAUUCUCCUGGGACGCAUUUCGCGACUCUCCGACCGGCCCAUUCCAGAACUUCGACGCCGUUGUAUGGGACUUGGAGUCCCCUCUUGGAUCGUGACGAAGUGCAUAAGCAGAACGGAAUUAGUGAGCAGCCAGGGCUCGUUGCCUGGACAUCCGAGGAAGACGGGCAGCAUUGUCAUGCAGACGCACUCACACUAGAGAGCCAAAAGAGGGAUGGGCCCGCUAAGCAGGAGCCGAGUGGUCGCAAUUCGGAGCAGCGAAACUCUGGUAUUCUUCAGAAUAUCUGGUCGGCAUCAUCCGCAUGGAUAGGCUCCCUAAACACCGAAAUAGCCACACGGAGAAGGUCUGUCCAAGAUAUUGCUGUUGGCUUGCCUACGUCAGCGCCGGCGACACCAUCUCCGACCAAGUCUCAGUUUGUUCAGUCCGAUUCAGACGCCCCACCAUCAAAGCUGUUUCAGAAUCUCUGGAAACGGUCCUCUGCGUGGAUAGGAACGAGGAACAUAGAUGUAGACGCUCAUCGAAACGGGGCCCAUCAAGAGCUCCUGACGACGCAAGAGCCCACUAUCAACUUGGGCGAAUCUCCGAUCCGUGGGGGGUACAAAUUCUCGGUAUUAAUUGACGACCCACGCGCGAUUGCGGCCGAGCUGCAACAAAUCCUGAUCAAUCAGCUUAUGGAGCUGACAGAAGCAUACUGCAGAUACAAUCCAGAUGGAUACGAUAUGCACCUGAUAAACUACCCCAGCAAGUCCGUUAUAUGCAAAGCAGCGAAUGUUCUAGAUGUCUUCCGGGCUAGCCUUCAAACAAGUUCGGAGAAAUUACAUGAAAGACUCCAUGAUGUCUUGAAACUGUACCUGGAUGCACUCGCUGCUGCACAAAACAUGGCCACACCUUCCCAGUUCAUUAGCUGGAGGCCUCUCAUUAUCCUCGUUCUCAUCCGAAACUUCCCGACACGAGAUUUGCUCACAGUGGUUGAGAAUGCAUAUCGGGAGCUAGGACCGGCUUUGUCGAGUCAGAUCAGAAUCACUUUUAUUCAGAUUGGAGAUGAGGAACCUGUCUCUCGCGGUAUACGACAAUUUGGCGAUGCGUUUAACCAGUCAAAUUUCCAGGAAUUUAUUUCCAUUGUCUUGCCCUCUGAGAAAAGCCGUCUACCUGAAGCUCUCAUAAGGUGCUUCAUAAGAAUGGCUGAACCCUAUCCCGCGCCGAGUUAUCAUCUACCAAUCUCACCAAGUCCUCAUGCGCAUGCGAGAUCAAAUGCGUCUGCGGCCGUCCCAGCAAUACUCGCAAUCAAGGCCGAAGAGCAAGAUCAAGUCGAUCAGGUCAAGGACGAUGAGGGUGCUUCGAAGAUCAAGGAAAGCCAUGUUGCAGCCGAAGGCCCAAACCACGAUUCCGUCAGCUCGUCUCCUCACCGUCUUAGUCACCAACGUACUCCAAGCAAAUCGAUCCGACUCGGGCUCAUGCUGCUGGUUGCUCAGGCCUGGGUCAUUCACGAUCCGUCAAGGACAGGUUACCUGGACAAGUCGCGGAUUGUACCUUUCUUCGCGACUCUUCCAGACGAACUGAACGCCAGCCCCUAUCCAGCUGAGCUCCGAAUUCCAUCGCUGCUCGCUCGAUCAAGGAGUUCGACAGAGCCUUCUAACCACGGCAUCGACUUGGUCAAGCUGGCGGAUUAUUUCAAUUCUCUCGACUUUGAGCAAAUCCGGCGGAGGCGAAAAAAGUACAACUAUCUCUUCUGGGAUGCAACUCUUCUCGCGCAGGCUGACCCCAAGGGGAUCCCGUUCAAUCACAUGUCAGUUUUGCUCUCGCAUUAUGGUACAACAGAUGAUGUGGAACCACUAGACCUCGCAAAAGUUUUGGGUAUUGCUUCCUCGAGUUUCACCGUUGAGGAUUGCGUGAGAAUGGACAGAAUCUGGAGUCUCAUGCGGAUGCAGCGAUGCAGAAAGCAAUUUCUAAGGCAGAAAGAGCAAGGGAAGCCCGACCGCCCGGUCAGCUAG